Lolium rigidum is the source of this 839-nucleotide messenger RNA. Its product is annotated as proteasome assembly chaperone 3-like. The coding region runs from base 130 to 522 and encodes 130 amino acids. Lineage: Eukaryota; Viridiplantae; Streptophyta; Magnoliopsida; Poales; Poaceae. The transcript is spliced from 8 exons. Gene Ontology annotation, biological process: proteasome assembly. The record is from RefSeq and is a predicted model, not a curated record.
CCGCGCUGCCAGCUCCGGCUCGACCCCGUCCACGCCGGGAACCCCCCUCCUCCGUCGACCUCUUCCCCGUCCGACCUCAUCCCCUGCCGGCCUCGUUCCAAGGCAGAGUUCAUCUGCUUGAUUUCGUAGAUGGAGAUGCGGAUGGGUUCUGCUCAGACAGAUGGUCACUUCCCAGUACAGCACAGGUCCCUCUCCUUGGAUAUCAAGGGCAACAAGACUGACAUUGUUAUCACCAAAUAUGAAGAUAACUAUCUGGUGAUUGUGACACAAAUUGGAUGCAUGGGGACCAUAUUAACUGCAAAGAAAGAUGAAAGUGUUUUCUCUGAUCCAACCUACAAUGUAUCUGUUCUUUUUGGAAAGAGAGAUGAGCCGCUCCUGCUAGCUUGUGCACGUCAACUUAUUGAGCAUAUAAGUAACAGUGGCUCAGCUCGACCUUUGGUGAUCUCGCUUGGUUUGAAGGAUCAUUCCCAGGGAACGCUGAAAGAUGUAAUUUGUGCCAUAAUUGAGAACCGUCUAUGGUGAUAACUUAGCUAAUGCUGAGAGGCACAUACAUGUUCAGUUCAUCUACAGAGAUGUUGACAGAAUAUACACAGUAUCGGAGCAAAAUAAGCCCUCCCUUAUCAUGUAUGGACCUCUAAGCUUUUUGAAUUAGAAUUAAUUCCCAGUGCAAUUAUCACAACGUUCUUCCUGCUAAGUUGCUCAAUGAUCAAUAUUCGCGUAGCCUGAGUUGGGUUGAUUCCCCUGAAAAAGGCCCAUGUUUCUGAUUUACCACCGUGUAUAGCCAAGUCUCAGUCAGUUUGUAUACUUUAUCAUGGAGUAUAUGCUAUUGGUUUUGAUGA